Mauremys mutica (yellowpond turtle) is the source of this 4379-nucleotide messenger RNA. RefSeq names its product gypsy retrotransposon integrase 1 (gene GIN1). The record is from RefSeq and is a predicted model, not a curated record. Gene Ontology annotation, molecular function: nucleic acid binding. Gene Ontology annotation, biological process: DNA integration. Lineage: Eukaryota; Metazoa; Chordata; Testudines; Geoemydidae. Bases 360 to 1937 code for a protein of 525 amino acids. The transcript has 9 exons.
GGUGCCAGGGGCAGCGCGCCGCCCGAGCCCAUUGAGGAACGAACAGGAGCCGCCCCGCCCCCGGGCUGGCUGGGCCCGCCCCCCGCGGGCCAACCCCCCUGGGAGUCGUCACUUCCGGGGGCGCCACAUAAGUCCCUCGCGCGGAACUGCCACUUUUUCUCGCCAGGCCAGAGAAACCCGAUCUCGGCCCCCUCGGGGCAGGAUAUCGCGAUAGCCAGACCCCUUUGGAAAUCUUAGACAUAGUUUGCAGUCUUGCAUACCUCCCCGGGGGCCAUGGCCUGUCUGCCCAAGCCCACAGACAGAUGGCUCCAAUGGCAGCUGCUGCCGAUGGAUAGCUCUUGCCAACAUCAAGGCAAACAAUGGUUCGUAGCGGAAAGAAUGGUGGGCUCCAUCUGAAACAAAUCUCCUAUUACAAACGAACAGGAGAAUAUCAUCCAACUACGUUAGCAAGUGAGAGAAGUGGAAUAAGAAGAGCAGCCAAAAAAUUUCUUUUCAAAGAAAAUAAGUUGUUCUAUGUGGGAAAAGACAGGAAACAGAUGCGUUUGGUAAUUGUUUCAGAUGAGGAGAAGAAGAGAGUGCUACACAAAUGCCAUGAAAGUGCUGCAGGUGCUCAUCAUGGAAUAUCAAGGACUCUGACUCUGGUGGAGUCUAGUUACUACUGGACUUCCAUAACCAAUGACGUCAAACAGUGGGUGUAUGCUUGCCAGCAUUGCCAGGUGGCAAAGAAUACAGCCAUCAUAGUACCCAAAUUACACCCUAUCAAAGUAGAGGAUCCAUGGACUGCAGUCACAAUAGACCUAAUGGGACCGUUUAAUACCACCCGCAGAAACCAUAUGUAUGUCAUAAUGAUGACAGACUUGUUCACAAAAUGGGUGGUGGUUCUGCCACUACAAGACACUUCAGCAGUAGAAAUUGCUAAGGCAAUUGUCAGUGUGUUUUUCUCGUAUGGACCACUUAAAAAAAUGAUUAUUGAUCAAGCAGAAGAGUUUGUUCAUCAGAUCAACAGAGAACUAUUUGAGCUCUUUGGAAUGAAACAAAUAGUAUUGUCCUAUCCUCAGACAGAUGACACAAAUGAAAGAACAUGCAAGACAAUCAAGCCUUUCCUGAACAAAUACUGCGCAGACCACCCCAAUGACUGGGAUGAUAAUUUAUCUGCCAUUGCAUAUGCUUUUAACUUGACUCCCAUGGAGCCAGUCCAAAACACACCAUAUUUCCAAAUGUUUAAUCGUAACCCUUAUGUGUCUGAGACGUCAAAUGUACUGCAGGAAGCACAAGAGGAUAAUAAAUGUAUGUUUGCCAAAAUCCUUGAAGCAAUUAAACAGGCUGAUCGAGUAUUGGAGGAAAGGAAAGCUACAAAAUGCCAGAUUGAGAAAAAUAGGAUUGAUGAACAGCAAACUGGAAACAAGGUCAAUAUUAAAAGGAAACCAAAGCAAAUAAAUCCAUUUCAUCUUAAAGUUGGACAUGAAGUGCUUAGACAAAGGAAAAACUGGUGGAAAGAUGGCCGUUUCCAGUCAGAGUGGGUUGGUCCCUGUAUUAUAGACUACAUCACAGAUAAUGGAUGUGCAAUACUAAGAGAUACCACAGGAUCCAGACUAAAAAGACCCAUCAAAAUGUCUCACCUUAAACCAUACAUAAGAAGAUCCAAUGGACAAGACAACCAUUAUCUCUUACAAGGUGCAAUAGUGGUUGACCAUGACUACGUUGGCUUAUCGGAAAGUUCGUAUGGGCCAUGCCCACAAGACACCAUUGCCGAAGGGGAAGUAAAUACCCCUGCAGCAAACAAUCUGCUGUGUCCACCCUGCAAAGACAGUGAACCAUCAGAAUGUAAAAGUCAGUCUGAGUUUACUGAAGAUCAUAACGUUCUGUCAGCUAACUCAAAUCCAGAGCAAUGGUCUUCAAGCUGUUGGACUCUUCAAACCAAGCUAGAGGAUACUUAAGUAAAUAAAACCCCACAAUGUUUCACUAGAAGAAAUGGUCCUAAACAUCUCUGGUGGAAUGGAAAGGGCUUUAGUAGCUUUAAAUUCCUUAGCCAAGUUUUAAAUAUUGAAAUGUUAGAUGCUUGUAUUUACAACUAUAUAUAUAUUUGUGAAUAAUAUGUGUCUGGUAAUUAGUUUGUAUAUAUGCACUGACAUGCUUGUUUUACAAGGAAUAUGGGAAUAGUUUAGUAAAAACACAUUUCACCACUAUACAAGGGGAUUUUGUCUAUAAACACAGUGCAGAUUAGAGUUAACAGUAUGCGCCUGUCCACAGCGCGUUAGUCCUUAACCGCAAAAGUACAGCAUAGCAUUUCAUUUUAUGGCCUCUUCACUAGUCCUGUGGGUGGUUCAAGAGCUCUGAAAACUCCGGGACUGUAAGCUGAACAACCUGACCAAAGUCUGUCUCCAGCUCCAGAAAGGUGAAAUGGUUCACACCGUCCUAUUCUACAACUUUGUUUCCAGCUCUUUGGGGAAGUUGUGAGCUCUGCCUUUUACACCUUCUAUUCUUUAUUGGUGGCGCAAGACUCUACAACCACAUGAAACAGCAGAGCUGCCAAAGCGCAGUGCAAGAACUGUUCUGCUUGAGAAACAAAUAGCCCUACAGUGACAUGGGCAGAAUUUUUCCAGUUUUACUCCCAGCCCAUCAAAACACUUCAGGGAAAGGAGGUUUUUAGAGUCUUUUAGGCACAUUAAGGCUGCCUAAAGCACAAACAGGGACUGUCUUUGCUCAUCUCCAUAUCAUCUUCAAAGCAAAUCUCAGAGAUGUAGCCUCCUUGCAGCAUGAGCACCACACCAACUGGUUUGUGUAGGUGUUUAGGACUGCCUGGCUGGCUGCUCAGUCUGUCCCUGUCAUUGGUGAUUUUUAUCAUGCUAUCAAAGAUUUUGGAACUCAUGUGAUUAACCAUGUAGUGACAGUCCUUGGUAAAUGUGUUGUGUGGUUCACUGAUCUUCCAGCUCUGAAUCUGCCUGCAGUCUCCCUUACCAUUCUUUCUUUUCAUUAAAAAAAAAAAAAACUUGCUCUAAACCUAGAAAGGGCCCUGCUCUUCCUGACAUCCACACAUCUUACCUUGCCUCUCUCUGAAAAUUUGAGUUGAGAUGAGUUGCGAGCUUGGAGGGGAGAAAAAUUACCAUGUGUCCAUGCAUAGGAGCUUUUGUACUUGUGUGCUUGCUAUGGUGCACCUUUCAGAGUCCCAGAACCACACAACACCACAAUGGGGCUAGAUCCAGGAACCAUGGAAGUAGAUAAUUACCACCCAUUGACUUUUGGAAGUAGCCCAGGGCUGGGAGCUUUAGUCUAACCUCUUUCACUGACUGGUGUUACUUGUUUUCUGCACUUCAUGACCCUUAUUGUUGACCAAGGCUUCAUACCUCCAGUGGUAUUGCCAUUAGUUCAUAGUUUUGAUAACAGUACUAGAAGAUGCAGAAGGAGAGCUAGUUGGAAAUAGUUCUUCUGCCUGAGGGAAAUUUUUGAUGACGUUAGUUUCAGAUUUUUUUUAUGGAGAAUUUUGAUUUUUUGGUAAAAAUUGAAAACCAAAAAAUUUCAGCUGCAAACCAAAAUCUUCAUUUUGGAAAUACCCCCACAGGGCAGAUGGGGAAUAUACAUUUAGGUACCUUAUACCCCCAUUCUUCUCUUUGGGAUGGGCUCCCUGGCCAGCCUAUAUCUCCCCACUUGCCUCGCUGCUAUGGUACAUCACUGGAAACUUGGUCUAACUGGUGAGCCUGGCCCAUAGAGGAAAAUGGGGGCAUGAGGCACCAUGCUAGCAUUUCCUAAUCUGAUUUUUUUGGAGUUUGGCCCAAACCUUUUCAGGUGAUAAAUUUUUGGACAAAAAGUAGAAAUAGCUGCAGCAAGCAGACAUUACUCGUGAAAAUUUUUUUUUGUCAUAAACCCAAUUUGCCACUGAUAAACAGUUUUCAUUGAAAAUUUUCAGUCAGCCCUCAUGCUUAUUGAAGGCUCAGCUAGGAAGGGAACCCAGGACCAAGAUUUUCAAAAGCUGCUAUUGAAUCUGGGUGGCUAGUGUGAGAUGCCUGUAAGAGAGACUUAACUGUAAAAACUGCUGAGUGUCCUCUGGAAAAUCAGAUCCUGAACAUGGAGGAACACAGUUUUGCCCAUUAAGUGACACUGCCCGUUGAAAAGAAUAUACCAAACCUAUGUGCUUGGCUAUGCUGUCUGUAGAAUAAGUCUGCUUUCCACAUACCCACUUUACCAAGCACUUUUGAGACCCACAGAUGACUGAGGGUUAUAUCAUUCAUUGACAAAUACACAGUAGCCAGGAAACCUAUAUCUCAGACCCCUGCUUUAACCACCAGUUUGCACUCGUCUCCCAGAACCAAGAAUAGAGUCCAGUAAUCCUGAUCUCCAGCAUCCUACUGCUAUCUAGAAAACAAAUAGCAUAAUGCACUCUU